Messenger RNA from Culex pipiens pallens (northern house mosquito), 713 nucleotides. RefSeq names its product T-complex protein 1 subunit epsilon-like. The transcript is spliced from 2 exons. Lineage: Eukaryota; Metazoa; Arthropoda; Insecta; Diptera; Culicidae. The coding region runs from base 217 to 579 and encodes 120 amino acids. The record is from RefSeq and is a predicted model, not a curated record.
GGCGAUCCACGACCUGACGGCCUUAACCCGGGACGCUCGUUGAAAUCAUUCACCAUCUGCGAAUUCGGACUUGGUCGCCUUCAACCCGGCAAUCCACGAUCUGCGAUAGAUUCCGCCAACAUCCUGUGAUAUACCUCGUGCGCGAUCAACCCUGACCCGGUACGCUCGUCAAAUUCCAUCUCAAUCUGCGGUAGAUCUCGUGCGCAGUUGGACAAGAUGAUGUCCGGGGACGGCGAUGUCAUCAACAGUCACCAACGAUGGCGUAACCAUUUUGAAGCUGAUAGAUGUAGAUCACGAGAUCGGCAAGCUGAUGGUGCAGCUCUCGCAGUCACAGGACUGCGAGAUCGGAGACCGGGGAAUUCAUCCAAUUCGUAUUGCCGAUGGGUUGAGCUGGCGGCGCAGUGCGUGAUCAAACAUAUGGACUCGAUCGCAAGUCCGUUUCAGAUUUCUUUAGACAACAAAGAACCGCUGAUCCAUUUGGCGAUGACGGCUCGUAAGAUUGUGAACAAGUGCCACAGGACAAUGGCGGAGAUUGCCGUGGAUGCGGUGCUGACCGUGGCGGAUUUGGUAAAGCGAUGACCAUCAGACCGGAACUCGCCUGUUGUCGUCAUCGUGCUUCCGGCCUUUGUCACCGAACCCAACAUUCUCAGCGGGGACAAGCAAUCCUGUCCGGAGCAGUAUUCAAAGUAGGCGACUAACAUUAACUCCACAAU